AUGUUGCCACUGGAAGUUUCUGGAAAGCCGGCUCUUCCCAUCAUCCUGGGAUUCUUCUCAACAUCCUGGAACUCUCCUCAACACCCUGGAACUCUCCCCAACAUCCUGGAACUCUCCUCAACAUCCUGGAACUCUCCCCAACAUCCUGGAACUCUCACCAACAUCCUGGAACUCUCCCCAACAUCCUGGAACUCUCCCCAACAUCCUGGAACUCUCACCAACAUCCUGAAACUCUCCUCAACACCCUGGAACUCUCCCCAACAUCCUGAAACACUCCUCAACAUCCUGGAACUCUCCCCAACAUCCUGGAACUCUCCCCAACAUCCUGGAACUCUCCCCAACAUCCUGGAACUCUCCUCAACAUCCUGGAACUCUCCUCAACAUCCUGGAACUCUCCUCAACAUCCUGGAACUCUCCCCAACAUCCUGGAACUCUCCCCAACAUCCUGGAACUCCUCAACAUCCUGGAACUCUCCUUAACAUCCUGGAACUCUCCCUCAACAUCCUGGAACUCUUCUCAACAUCCUGGAACUCUCCCUCAACAUCCUGGAACUCUCCUCAACAUCCUGGAACUCUCCCCAACAUCCUGGAACUCUCCCCAACAUACUGGAACUCUCCCCAACAUCCUGGAACUCUCACCAACAUCCUGGAACUCUCCUCAACAUCCUGGAACUCUCCCCAAUAUCCUGGAACUCUCCUUAACAUCCUGGAACUCUCCCCCAACAUCCUGGAACUCUCCCCAACAUCCUGGAACUCUCCCCAACAUCCUGGAACUCUCCCCAACAUCCUGGAACUCUCCCCAACAUCCUGGAACUCUCCUCAACAUCCUGGAACUCUCCAAAACAUCCUGAAACUCUCCCCCAAUAUGGUCUUAGUUACCCCCAACUUGUACAGUGGGAGGAGCUCAUUACUUCCAAUGCCGCGAACAUUACCUCCCAAUUACAAUGUUUCUCCAAGCGCACCUCCUCAUUUGGCCUCGAGUUUGGUAGUUUUAGGUCAUCCCAACACCGGUUACACCCUUCUGGCACCACCAACACCAGGGUGA
Procambarus clarkii (red swamp crayfish) is the source of this 1044-nucleotide messenger RNA. RefSeq names its product probable serine/threonine-protein kinase fnkE. The record is from RefSeq and is a predicted model, not a curated record. Lineage: Eukaryota; Metazoa; Arthropoda; Malacostraca; Decapoda; Cambaridae.